Molecule: messenger RNA, 604 nt
Organism: Miniopterus natalensis
Lineage: Eukaryota; Metazoa; Chordata; Mammalia; Chiroptera; Miniopteridae
Gene: APELA
Product: apelin receptor early endogenous ligand
Biological process (GO): heart development; apelin receptor signaling pathway
Molecular function (GO): apelin receptor binding
Source: RefSeq, a predicted model, not a curated record
ACAGCACAACACACCAGUAACCCUGUCUGAUGUGAUCAUUAACCUUUCUGGAAAAGGCAGCUGGCAGUUCUCUGAGGUUUGUCAUUAGAAUGUGAGAAGAGCCACGCAGAUAUUGCACAGACUGUUGAAAGAAGUUUGAUUUACUUUGAGAGCUACUGCUCCAUUUUAGUGUGGCAGAAAAAUGAGAUUUCAACAAUUCUUUUUUGUAUUUUUAAUUUUUAUGAUGAGUCUUCUUAUCAAUGGACAGAGACCAGCUAAUUUGGCUACGAGAAGGAAACUACACAGAUUCAGCUGCCAUCAGAGGAGAUGUAUGCCUCUCCAUUCACGAGUGCCCUUCCCCUGAGAUCUUCUCUUGCUAACUUCACCCGGUCUGCCAGAUGAAGAAGAAGAGUGAAUGAAAAAUAUCCACCCACACAAUAGUGUGCUUGCUUAGAAGUUCCUGUAUGAAAAGUAAUCCUUUGAAAGCACCUGGGAUGUCUUAUUAGUUUCACAAGAUUCUCUUUUUUCUGUUUUCUUUUUAGAGGGAAAAUAACAUAAAUUCAAAAGCAAUUACAGUCUGAAGCACAGUUAUUUACCUGCAUAACAAAAAUCUCUCAUCUUUUUC